UAUGGGUUUAUUCCAAAUAUUACUAUAGUUAAAAUUUAAUGUAAAAGUGGGUUUAAGAAAAUAUAGGCGUUAAUUAUGGAUAAAAUGUAUUUCAGUGUACAACAUCAAGUUACAAUGUUCAAGUAUAUAUCUACAUGUAUUGUACUAUGUCUAUAUCAUGUAGGCCUACAAGGCGUGUUUAAUGCGGAUCUCGUCGCCGGACAAACUAAUAAUGUUUUAUCUGAAGCCCGAUUUAAUAUCACAAUGGAAUUUAAUCCAAACGAAAUGACCAUAUUGUGGUUUAGAGACACAACACUUCUUCGUGAUGCAAGAGUAGAUACAACAGGUUCUGGCUGUAAAAGUCCACUCAUUGUUGCUCCUGCACGAUUUAAUUUUUAUUGUCAGGACUAUGGCGGAAGAUAUAUUCUAGAAUUAAAUAGCUCGGAUGUCGAUCAGGGGAUAAUAUAUGGGACUGAUACACCAUCUUCCCCAUUUCAAUAUGAAGUUAUAGAUCAGGACCAUACAGCAGCCAUAACUGACCACGCUCCACCAGAAUUAAAAGAUAGUAUACCCAUAAACUGUACAGUGGCCUGUACCCCACAAGAAACCUCUAUUACAGUGCAUUUAAAACAGAAUAAUACUACAUACCCAUUGGACUCUUCCACAAUAGAACGCAAAGAUUGCAGUGCUAUUGGUUUCCAAACUAUUACAGUAACGUCAAACGUUACAUCACAAUUCGUACAAUCACACCAUAUAACCGGAUCAUUCACUAUAAUAUUUAGGAUAUCUUAUGGAGGGGUAUCUAUUACCAGAGAAACAUCUGCUAUAGAAAUAGUUUCAGGUUUACUGGAAAUAGAAACCACUACAAACCCCACAAGUACAGCAACAGCUGGUGUAACAGUUGAAAUUACAACAUAUCCCGAUCCAUUGAUAGACGGUGGUUCCGCAAAUGUAACGUGUACCACUUCUGAAAUUGCUAUAAUUACUAAGGAUGGUGUACAGGUAACUCUUUGUAAUGUAUCUACAGCAUACUGUAAUAUUACUCCUGAUUCAAAUACCUCCACUACCAAAUACAACUACAAUAGAUACUAUACAGUUAGUAAAACUAGUGACAGUGUAACUGUUCAUAUAGCUAAUGUAUCCAAAGACAGGGAUAAUGGAACAUGGAAAUGUGAAACAUUGGCGGGCGAGGACUAUAAAUUCAUAAAUGUGACCGCACAAGAAACGCUCACGGCGGGAGAAAUAACAGGAAUUGUUGUGGGCUGUAUUGCUGUCGUUGUGAUUAUCAUUGUAGUUAUUGUUGUCGUGUUCAAAAGACCAGUAGUGUGUUGCUUCACAGAAACACGAGCAAUGAGGGUCCAAAGGUAGGUCAAACACCUGAGUCACCAGAAAAGAAAACUACCGUUAUAGUAUGUAUUUUGGUAUGCAUAUAAUUACUUAUCUAAAUUGACUAAAUUACUUAAAAUAAAUUAAUAUUACUUAGCAUCUUAGUCAUUGAUUCAGUAGGUACCUAUCUUUUGAGUUAUUUAUAUCACAUUUUGUAUGAUAUGUUUAGAAUUAUCAUCUAUAUGUUCAAAUAUUUAUAGUUUAAUAAAUGUUAAGAUAAUACGUUGGCGAUAACUGCUGGGUAUAAUUAUAACAGAUGAAAUACGGACAAUUCAUGUUAAUUCGUUAAUAAACCCAGUUAGACGUCAAAUAAUUAAUACUUAUGUUUCUUAUAGGCGAGUUGUUGAUUUGUGUCGCCUAAUAAUAAGAUAUAUAUGUUUAUUUUAUGCUUAAUAUUAUGAUGUGAAAAAUUUUACUAGACUUAUUCACAUUGUAUGAUAAUAUUUUAAAUUCAUUUAUUGAUUAAUAUAUAUAUAUAUUGUAAUCAGAAAUAGCUUAUAAUUACACUUGCUCACAUAAUAUAUGCUAAUAUUAUAUAUUCAAUGUUCAUUAAUAGAUAAUUAGAAUUGAUGUUUUAAUUAUGAUUUCAAUAUUUUUAUAUUGAUAUUGCUAUGUUCAUUCUUUAAUAAACCCAUUCAGAGAUUUAAUCUAUAAGAACCAUAGAAAUAUACACACCCAGCAUAAGAAGUCCUAAUAUACGUCAGGGUAAUUCAUAACCAAACAACACACGCUCUCACUACAAACAGCUCGGCCAGACCGCUACCACAACCUUUCAAAUCAUCGUCUAAAUCUGAAUAAAAUAAGCCAUCUCGUCCUUUACCCAAAUUACAAUCAACAGAACGUCCUCUGCCGGAUAUUCCCCAGUUUCUAGGUCUGUUAAUUAUUACCAGUAAAAGUGCAAGGGUACGAUCAAAUAUAGUAAAUUUUCGACAUGUUCCAAUCCCUAAUAUAAUCUUAUCAUGGAUUAUGGCCCCUGAUUGUACGAAAAAUUGUGUUUUCAACAUGUGUUCAUUUUGUCCUUUAUAUGGCCAGCGUGAGAGCAAACUAUGUACCCGUCUUCAUUAGCCCAGUUUAGGAGCAGAACAGUAGGACAUUAAACCCCAUUUCAUUUCAUUUCGUAAAAAUAUGUAAUACCAAGGUUGUGGACCCUCUAGAGGUCGAUGUUGAUGAAACUUGAAAUGUAUUUUUAUAAUCCAACAAUGUCGGUGCCGAGAUGCCGGGUUGCAGACCUCAUUCAGACAUCAUGUGGGCUUCCUAAAAUAUAUAUAGUGAGACAUACCGUGAGUCGCCUCGGCUUACAGGUCUUGUGAGAAAAUGAUGUAAACCUAUCAAGAAGUAUGUGGCUCUUGCUACCUUUAGGACUUAAGGGAUAAUCAGACAUCAUGCAUGGUUCUUAGAAGUACGUACGAGGCCGAUAUAGUAAUAUAGCAGUUAGGUCAGCG
Patella vulgata (common limpet) is the source of this 2807-nucleotide messenger RNA. RefSeq lists its product as uncharacterized. The coding region runs from base 76 to 1347 and encodes 423 amino acids. The transcript is spliced from 9 exons. The record is from RefSeq and is a predicted model, not a curated record. Lineage: Eukaryota; Metazoa; Mollusca; Gastropoda; Patellidae.